CAAUUCUGUUGUAAUUUGUAAACAAACCCACGAGUUGUUGACUAUUUUACGGCUGGUGUUAGUGCUGUGGAAAAAUUGUGUCUUUAAAAUUUAACUUUAGCCCAAUGUUUCAUAUAGCUCGUGCCCCUUUGUUUAGAUUACAUAAGCCACAAAGCAUCCGGCUUUUGUUGUCCUGCAAUGGAUUUUCGUCCGAUUCAAACGCACCGGGAGAUGGUAACGAUAAACCAAAGCCACCACCUGCUCCGGCAAGUAAAACCGGAAAAAGUGCAGAUGAAGGAAAUAAAUCCUCUGCUGCCCUUAACCGGCUGAAUGAACUGCUCGCUAUGAUGAACGCGGACAGUGAGUUGAAGCUCGCGAAGAAGGUAGAUCUGCCGCGCCCAAAGUCAAAGAAAAAGAAGGAGAAAAAAGUUGACUCAGACUCGGACUCUGACGACGAAGAGCGGCCCAAAGAUCUCGCGCAGGCCACGCGCAAAGUGGCUACCGCCCUUGGCGGUGAUGCAAAGCGCACAGAAUCGGAACUGCUCGCAAAGUUGCUUGGGACGACACCGGGAUCCGCAGCUGGUGAGAGCAACUUAACGGACAUCAUUACCGGUAUGGUUGUUGAUAAAAACAAAAAGAAAGAAUACACCGAAAGUGAUCCAACACGAAGCACCCUGGUGAAAAAAUCGAUCGAUUCAAAGCGAGCAAAGCAAUGGCGUCCGACGGAUGAUGGGGACCAGUCACGUGGGGCUGUCUCACCAAAGGAACGAUACGAACGAAAGCGUGCCAGCCCGAAACAACCACCACAAACGCCCGGUGGUCCGGGAAGCGUGAAACUCUUCGAGGAGGAACCGUUGGGAAUUUUUACCGAUCUUGCUUCGCUCAAGGAAAGUUCCGAGAAGCUCCAUACCUGGCAGAAGCUGAACGAGCGGGAAUUACGAUUAGCCGUAACGCAUCCACCAUCGAAUUACUUCCAAAAGAUGGCUCUCUGGACCGAACAGGGCAAACUUUGGAAGUUCCCCAUCAACAAUGAGCAGGGCCGGGAAGCCGAAGCGAAGGUCGCAUUUACGGAGCACGUGUUCCUGGAGGAACAUCUGGAACCGUGGUGCCCGAAGAAGGGUCCGAUUCGACACUUUAUGGAGCUGGUGUGUGUUGGGCUGUCGAAAAAUCACUACAUCACGGCACAGGAGAAGCGUGACCAUAUCUGCUGGUACCGAGAUUAUUUCGAACAGAAAAAGGAAAUCCUGAAGGACAUUAUCGUAGCGGAAGGUAGCGGUAAGACGAAGGAGGUUGAACAAUAAACGGAUAAGUAGUAACGUAGCAUUUGAAACCAAUACAAA
Anopheles funestus (African malaria mosquito) is the source of this 1319-nucleotide messenger RNA. It is a transcript of the gene mRpS31, whose product is annotated as 28S ribosomal protein S31, mitochondrial. NCBI's taxonomy places the organism in Eukaryota, Metazoa, Arthropoda, Insecta, Diptera, Culicidae. Bases 105 to 1280 code for a protein of 391 amino acids. Gene Ontology annotation, cellular component: mitochondrial small ribosomal subunit. The record is from RefSeq and is a predicted model, not a curated record. The transcript has 2 exons. Gene Ontology annotation, molecular function: structural constituent of ribosome.